CUGAAUCUUGAUCUCUCCGUCGGAAUCCAUGGAGAGAACGUAUCAUUAUCUCGAGCGCUUGAACCCGAGUUCCCUGUUCAUGACCUUCUUCUCCGUCAAUGUCUUCCCCCACCGGCUACACUCGCUCCUCUCAGAGAGCCUCCUCCACCAUCUCGCCUCUUCGGUCACGGAAGUCUCCUACGGCCAGCACAAAACCCAGCCGAAGACCUACCACUCUGUCAUCUUCUUCGAUAUCGUCGAGACCGUUGCUGAAAUUGUCUGAAUCCCCUGUAGCCGCCACCAACGCCUCUGACGUCAGCAAGGCCAAGGAGAAUGUCAUUGUCACCGUCCGGUUUCGACCUCUCAGUUUUGGACAAUAUAUGCAGGAUGACCACACAAAAGUUGUGAGUGUCCACCAGGAUUCAGGGGUGAUGGAGUCCAGUCCUGUGAAGAGAAAUUGGCCUGCCAGUGCCCAGAAUGCAAAUGCAAAAAUACCAUGGGUAGUUAUGAUUGCAGAUGCAGUAAUGGCUUAUACUACAUGCGAGAAAGUGACAUGUGUAUUGGGAAAUAUGCUGCUUCAUUGGCCAGCGGAGGCUUUGUUUGGAUGGUUAUUUUGAUCUUGGUUGUUGCUGGUUAUGGAGGAUAUGCAUUUUACAAGUACAGAAUCCAGGUAUGAUUCUUUG
Messenger RNA from Gastrolobium bilobum, 662 nucleotides. RefSeq lists its product as uncharacterized. The record is from RefSeq and is a predicted model, not a curated record. Lineage: Eukaryota; Viridiplantae; Streptophyta; Magnoliopsida; Fabales; Fabaceae. The coding region runs from base 99 to 596 and encodes 165 amino acids. The transcript is spliced from 5 exons.